AAGAAUAUUUUAAUGUACUGAUAUGUCAUUUCCAAUUUUUCUUGUCAAGUGUGUUAAAUUACAUUUGAAAGUGAACUAAAUAGCAACAUUUAAAAUCAAUACAAAUUGUUUAUUACAAAAUUUCUUGUCCUAAAGUGUUAUCCUGAAAUAUAUCAGUAGAAUUUGAAAAAAAAAAUUAACAUACAUAUGUCAGGAUUUUAUUUAUUUAUUUAUACUUCAUAUUUUUUUCUUUCCCAUCCGCCUCAAAAAUGUUUUGCCCACAUUUUCACUGAACAAAGCUUCCAGCCCUUCAGACCAAGGUCCAUUUCUAUGGUUAUUUAAUAAUUUCUUUAAUCUGACAGAUCAUUUGAUUAUUAAUACGGUUAAAUAGAAUGGAAGGGAAGGGAAGGGAAGGGAAGGGAAUAGAAUAGAAUAGAAUAGAAUAGAAUAGAAUAGAAUAGAAUAGAAUAGAAUAGAAUAGAAUAGAAUAGAAUAGAAUAGAAUAGAAAGGGACCUUGGAGGUCUUCUAGUCCAGAGGCCUGCUUAAGCAGGACAACCUAUACCAUCUCAGAAAAGUGACUGUCUAGUCUCUAACUGCAGGCCAUGCACAGGUCUGUAAAUGGCUUCCAUCUACUGCGCCUCCAUAUGGACACCAACGCACCAACAUGCUGUGUGUGCAUGGAACCUAACAUUUCAUUCCCGCUGCAAGUUUACCAAAAUACCACUAGAGGGAAGCCGAUUGCAAGGAAUAUGUUUGACUCGUCCGGAGUGGGCAAAGUUCUUCAAACUUCCCAUCUCCUCCGAUUGCUCCUGGGGUACGUAUUUCCGUUCCUCUGACGCUUGGCCGAAACCGAGCUCCAAUAUGCAUCUCCCUCUGCGAUGGAUUCUAUGACUAAGAGAACAUUCUGCGGUGUCGUAGCGCCAUAAGACAGCGCAAAGUUGGUGUCUUAUUGCGAAUACCUACGUAACUUUCUUUCGCCUCUAGCGGGAUCUGAUUUCUGGAUUCCAAAAGGAACAGAAAACAAAGUGAUGGGAACAAUUUUGAAGGGAAAGGAGGAAAAAAAAUAACGGAUCUUGCGCUUCCUAGAUGGAAGACGUUUGAAUCCCUCCGUGGACCAAAUGAAGGACUUAGUUGCAUUGUGCAAUUCAGGCCCCUUCGCUUAGCAGCGAGCAGCAAAGCAGCGGCAGCAUCCCUGGAGGAUAAUAACAGGACCGACGCCGAAGGAGUCGAGGGCGGGGACUGAGAGGUUGUCCUGGGGGUUAGUGAGCCCAGGAAGGACAGAAAGACCCUAAACCUGCCACCAACAGAACUUGCCCGGGAUUUGGGAUCAGGCUAAACUCGUUGUCACCAGGAUCCACGCAACAAACGAGGAUUAGAGCAACUGAUCGGUCACGACACCCCCAACCCCUCCCCCACCGUUGUAUCUUCAGCACCAUCGUCGUGAGGAAUAUUUGGAAGAUGCGUGAGACCCAGCGGGUGGAAGCUGCUCCAGCCUUGGCCGUACACAACAGGGAACGGCGGUGGGAGAACGAGGUAGCCGCCGCUCAGUAGAAGGACCUGCGGAGGAAGGCAGCCCGCCGAGCCCCGAAGAAGAGAACGCUGGCUUUUCAGCGCCCGCCUGCCGGCCCUUGGCUCUGACGCUGCCCUCGCUUCCAACACGGAGGUGCCGAAAAAGCGCCGCGCUUUGAAGAGCCGUGUCCCAUCGCGCUUGCUGACAGCCAGGCAGCCCGAAGAGAAGAGAGCAGGUGCUGCUGACCUUCUCUGGCGGGAGGGCAGCGUCCCCCUCGCUCGGCCCGGGCUUCCGUUCGCUGGCGGAGGUUGCCAAGAGGCCAAGGAGCGGCUCGCGCCUCUUCUGUGGGGCACGGCGGGCGGCUACGAGGGGAGCGCGCGGAGCGGCUGGCAGCCCCCGCCCACCCCAGGGAGCCAUUGCCCGCCUGCCGGUGAGGAAAGCGGACAGAAGAGAGAGUCGCGUUCCCAAUCCCCGCCCUCCGCUCGGCGGUUCUCGCUGACAGGCUCUGGGCGGGCUGAGCUCGGCGGCCCCUGCUCCGGUUGCCAUGUGCUGGGGCUGCCGCCUCUCCCGCGGCCUCCCUCGCUGGUCUAAAUGCUCCUAGGGGCGUCCUGGCUGUGCUCCUCCAAGGCUGCCGCUGCAGAGAAGCGAGCAGCCGAGGAGAGGCGGAAGCGGCGAGCGGCUUCGGCGGCGGCGGGAGGCGGCUUCAGCGGGGGCAACGGUGAGGGACCGCCGCCCGCCGCCGGAGGGGCCAUGGACGAGUCGUCGUUGCUGGACUUGUUGGAGUGUUCCGUGUGCCUGGAGCGCCUGGACACGACGGCCAAGGUGCUCCCCUGCCAGCACACCUUCUGCCGCCGCUGCCUGGAGAGCAUUGUCAGCUCCCGCCACGAGCUGCGCUGCCCCGAGUGCCGCAUCCUGGUGGGCUGCGGCGUCGACGAGCUGCCCGCCAACAUCCUGCUCGUUCGCCUGCUGGACGGCAUUCGGCAGAGACCCCGCGUUGGCGCUGGAAGCGGGUGCUGCGGGGGUGGCAACUGCGGCCCCGGCAGUCCCAAAUCCCCGAGCAACGCUGGCCUUUCAGGCGGCGACAGCGGGGACAACCCUACCGCCGCUGGAGCAGGAGGUGGAGGAAACAGCGUGGUCCCCCCUGUUAAGCCUGGUUGUCAAUCCGCGGCCGUGGCCACCACGUCCAGCGGCUCCCCGAGUGUGGCCGCUGCAGCUGCUUCAGCUGCCGCCAGUCUGCGGGAACUCGCUGCUGCCAGCCGGAGCGCCUUGCUUAAGAACCCCACUCAGCUUCCCUAUGGAAAAGCUCUUUAUGCCUACGAAGGGAAAGAACCUGGUGACCUCAAAUUUAACAAAGGGGACCUUAUUAUAUUGCGCCGAAAAGUAGAUGAGAAUUGGUAUCAUGGGGAACUGAAUGGAAAUCAUGGCUUUUUCCCAGCAAGCUACAUCCAGUGUAUCAAGCCUCUUCCACCAGCUCCUCCACAAGGCAAAGCACUUUAUGACUUUGAAAUAAAGGACAAAGAUCAAGACAAAGACUGUUUGACUUUUACCAAGGAUGAAAUUUUGACUGUCAUCCGAAGAGUAGAUGAUAAUUGGGCGGAAGGAAUGCUGGGUGAUAAAAUUGGAAUAUUCCCUAUUCUGUAUGUGGAGCUCAAUGAAUCAGCUAAGCAGCUUAUUGAGAUGGACAAGACCAAUGUAGCUGCUGCAUCUGGCAGUGAUGUCCCUUUGCCAGUUGACACUAACCUGGCAGUAAGCACAGUCCAGUGCUGUACACUGAACAGUGCUGGAGCAGUCAGUGCCAUUCAACGACAUAUUGAUGGCAAGAAGAAUGCCAAGAAGCGCCACUCCUUCACUGCUCUCAGUAUGACUCACAAGUCGUCCCAGGCCUUGAAUAAUAGGCAUUCCAUGGAGAUUAGUGCUCCUGUCCUGAUAAGUUCAAGUGACCCCCGUGCUGCAGCCAGAAUUGGAGAUGUGGCUCAUCUCUCCACCAGUGCACCAGUCCAGGUAAACUCUUAAUGAACCACAAUAUUCAGUCAACAAUGGGAGAGACCAGAUAGAACUGACUUCUUUAUGUGCUUUGGCUAUUAAAUUACAGUAGAGGAAUUGGGUGGCAGAAGUCC
Molecule: messenger RNA, 3607 nt
Organism: Crotalus tigris (Tiger rattlesnake)
Lineage: Eukaryota; Metazoa; Chordata; Lepidosauria; Squamata; Viperidae
Product: E3 ubiquitin-protein ligase SH3RF3-like
Exons: 4
Coding region: 2082-3503 (473 amino acids)
Biological process (GO): protein ubiquitination; positive regulation of proteasomal ubiquitin-dependent protein catabolic process; positive regulation of JNK cascade
Molecular function (GO): metal ion binding; ubiquitin protein ligase activity; protein binding
Source: RefSeq, a predicted model, not a curated record